AACAGCGUGAAAGAAAAGAUUGGGAAAGGACAAGAAGACUAACAGGAGAUCAUUUAUCUCUGUCCUCGACACAAAGCACCUCGGACUGGGCAAAAAAAAAAAAAAAAAAUAGUCGGAGUAGAGCUCGAUCAAAUUUCGAAAACAUUUCAACAUCGAAUCGACUUUUAAUCGAUUAUAAGUUGAGAGUGUCACCGAGCAGCAAUGGCCCAGGAGACCAAUCAGAGCCCGGUUCCCAUCCUGUGCACCAUGGGCUGUGGUUUCUACGGCAACCCUAGGAACAAUGGCAUGUGCUCUGUGUGCUACAAGGAGCACCUGAGUCGACAGCAGAGCAGCGAUCGCAGCCCAGUGAGCCCUCUGGCGGGCAGUCCUUCAUCGGAGACGACGGCCAUGCAGAGACUAGAAGGAAGCCUAAACAAAGCGGAGGCGACCUGCGCAGAAUCGACGUCAGAAGGCAUGUCCGCCGCAGCCUCCCUGCCUGUCACGCAACAGAUGACGGAGAUGAGCAUUUCCAGAGAGGAGAAGAGCCCAUCUCCUACACCGAGCAAUGCGGAAGCAGUCGUUAGCCAGCCAACUUCCUCCUGCUUGCCUCUCAGCGACGUGGCCAAUAGUCCAGACUCGGGCAAACCCAAAAAGAACCGCUGCUUCACCUGCCGCAAGAGGGUCGGCCUCACAGGUUUCGACUGCAGAUGCGGUCAGCUCUUCUGCGGCAUCCACCGCUACUCGGACAAGCACAACUGCACGUACAACUACAAAGCCGAGGCGGCCGCCAAAAUCCGCAAAGAAAACCCCGUGGUGGUGGCCGACAAGAUCCAGAGAAUAUAAAGCACGGAAAGACAGAAGUAUUGAGCUACAACGGAUUAACGGACUUGCGUGUUUUUGCUAUUACGAGAAAGAAGGCUGGGGAAUUAAAAAACAAGUUAUGUGUGACGACCAUGCAUUAAUUACCAUUCUGUUUUAGAUAUUCAUAUUGGUUUCUUUUUGGGGGAGGGGGGACGCUCUCGCCUGCUCUGCCAGCUCUUUGCCAUAGUUUCGCUUUGAUUUGGUGCCGUUAAAGGGAUUCUGCAUUUAACUCUGAGCUCAUGAUUAGGAUUAAGAUAAAAGUAAUACCUUAUAGCCGCAACAAGAAAUGGAAAACUGAGGCUUAAUAUUUGUAUCUCGAGCAUAAGUAUUGGAUCGUUGCCUUUGUAGAAAUCGCAUGGUUUGCCAAAACGAGGUUGUGCAAUUUAGCAUUGUUAGCAGGAUGUUCUCGGACACCUUUUUUUUUUUUUUUGAUUAAAUGGUAUGCUGUUCCGCAACUGGUUAUCUUCCAGUCAGGAUUAGUAGACGAAUUUCCUCCAUCUUAUUUUCUUCCUCGACGUUCCACUCGAGCCUGGAACUGGUAAAAGGUUAAACAGAUCGACUUUCCUCCUAGGCUGCCUGUCCUGGUCAUCAAUCAUUCAUCCUUUUUCCCCAUAACAAUUUCAUAAUGUGAACAUAACUACUGUGAGCCGCUGGCGGACGGACGCCGGAGAUCCGAAGGGCGUUAGAGCGUUGUCGUUCGAGCUUCUUUCACAGCACAAUAGAUAACUAUGGGGUUGUGUUUGUUGUUUUAUUAUUCGAGUGCAGUUAUUUAGCCAUUUAUUUGGUGUUUGUGAAUGUGUAUGUGUGAGAGAGAGAGAGAGAGAGAGAGACGGAAAGAGAGAAGCAAUCCUUCCUGAGUCAGUUAGAUUUGGACAUUUGAUGCUCCACAACCAGAUCAGUGUUUUGUUAAAUGUGAGUGUGAGCUCUAGUACCCUUAACUGAACUCCUCUUUCCGUGUGUGUGUGUGUGUUUUCUGUAACGGCACCGGGAGUGACGAAAAACCGUAUGUAUCUGUUUCUGAGUUUUAAUUUCAGCUGUUAGUUAUAUGCAAAUUUGUACAAAAGAAAAACCCGUUCAUAUUUAUGUACUGCGUUUAAUUAAUCGUUUUACUUUUGCCAUUAACGCAAAAAAAAUAGUAUUGUAUAUAAAAAUGUACAGAAUAAAAUAAAAAUGAAUCACACCG
Molecule: messenger RNA, 2023 nt
Organism: Hemibagrus wyckioides
Lineage: Eukaryota; Metazoa; Chordata; Actinopteri; Siluriformes; Bagridae
Gene: zfand5a
Product: zinc finger, AN1-type domain 5a
Exons: 6
Coding region: 202-822 (206 amino acids)
Molecular function (GO): zinc ion binding; DNA binding
Source: RefSeq, a predicted model, not a curated record